GGGGCGUCAGGGAGACCGUCAGACGUCAUGUGUGAAAAGGAACGGUGUUCCCUGCAUCCCGAGAACCAGCUGAGCUUGCAGUCGAAGCUACUGCAAGUUUUGGAUAUUAACUUCCGACGACGUUUUCUUGUGCUUCCACUACAAUCGUCGUAACUUAAGUCGCAGGAAAAUCCGUCCCUAUAAUCUGUCUCUCUCUCUCUCUCUCUGACCUCUGUAUCUCUUCGUUGAAACGCUAUUCCCUACCUUAUCCGAAACGUUCUCCUCUUGAUUCCACCCCUUGGUUUGCAAUUCUUCGAUGGGCGACAUCUCUUGAAGUAUUCAAAUCGCUCCAGUUUACUCGUUCGAACCCAAUUCCCUGAGGUUAAGGGAUCGAGGUAGCGGCUACGGUAGAUGGCGAAGCUCUACGUGGAGGCGGUGCCGCCGGCGGAUCUGAACAAGAACACGGAGUGGUUCAUGUACCCUGGAGUUUGGACUACCUACAUCCUUAUCCUAUUCUUCUCCUGGCUUCUCGUCCUCUCCGUCUUCGGCUGCAACCCCGGGACGGCGUGGACUGUCGUCAAUCUUGUCCACUUUGCCAUAACCUAUCACUUCUUUCAUUGGAAGAAGGGAACACCCUUUUCUGAUGACCAAGGUAUCUACAAUAACUUGACUUGGUGGGAACAGAUUGACAAUGGCAAGCAACUCACACGUAAUAGGAAGUUUUUGACUGUAGUCCCUGUGGUUUUGUACUUGAUAGCCUCUCACACAACUGAUUAUCGACACCCAAUGCUUUCACUGAACACGGUGGCGGUGAUUGUGUUGGUCGUUGCCAAAUGGCCAAACAUGCACAAAGUGAGGAUCUUUGGAAUCAAUGCGGGCAAUCGAGUGGCAGUUCAUGGAAACUGAUGCUGUUGCAAGAUUCACUUUGUGCUACUAAAACUGGGGCCUAGUGGAGAUGAGAAGACCCCAAGUUAUCAGCUAAUGUUUAUAUAAUCUUUGUACAGAAUAUAAGAAGCUAAAAUGUGUGAUAUUUCUGAUGUAUGAGUAGUUUCUUUUCGGGAACAAAAAAGAAAAAAAUAUGAUGUUUAUAGAUGGUCUUUUACAUUCGCUGUAAGACAGCUAUUGAAUGCUUAUAGUUGCAUACAGUCUUGGAAGCA
Molecule: messenger RNA, 1136 nt
Organism: Musa acuminata AAA Group (dessert banana)
Lineage: Eukaryota; Viridiplantae; Streptophyta; Magnoliopsida; Zingiberales; Musaceae
Exons: 3
Coding region: 391-885 (164 amino acids)
Biological process (GO): ceramide metabolic process; sphingolipid biosynthetic process; intracellular sphingolipid homeostasis
Cellular component (GO): endoplasmic reticulum membrane
Source: RefSeq, a predicted model, not a curated record